Messenger RNA from Mirounga angustirostris (Northern elephant seal), 3043 nucleotides. RefSeq names its product putative serine protease 45. The coding region runs from base 796 to 2040 and encodes 414 amino acids. Gene Ontology annotation, molecular function: serine-type endopeptidase activity. Gene Ontology annotation, biological process: proteolysis. The transcript has 9 exons. The record is from RefSeq and is a predicted model, not a curated record. Lineage: Eukaryota; Metazoa; Chordata; Mammalia; Carnivora; Phocidae.
ACAAGUAGAGACAGAGUUCUGAAGCCGGCCCUGCUCUCCUCAAAUACCCAUUAGGUUCUGUUGCCCUCGCAGCUUGACAAAACCCAAACCCAGCCCAACACAGGCGAGGUGCGCACCGUCGAGAAACGGGCCAGGUUGGGCACUGGCCAUCUCAUUACUAGGAAUACUAAUUUGGUGAACAAAACGGAUCGUCUGGAUGAGCAUACCAAUGUCGAGAGGCGUUAAGGAGGGCUGCUUGGUGAUAGGGCGGUAGAAAGAGUGGUGAGGGACGUUGGGGCCAGGCUGGGAAGCAUCUGCAAUGUGUGGAAGAGGUCUCUAUGAGGGGCAUGUCCUCUCUCCCACAGCCGAUUCCACUACAGUGUCAAGAUGGGAGAUCGGAGUGUCUAUAAAGAAAUCACCAGUGUUGUGAUCCCCGUCCGAAACAUCAUCAUCCACCCUCAGCUCUCAGUAGUUGGAACCGUUCAAAAGGACCUUGCCCUUCUCCAGCUCCUCUACCCUGUAAACUUCACCGUGACCAUCCAGCCUGUAUGCAUCCCUCAGAAGACUUUCCGGGUGGAGGCUGGGACCACAUGCUGGGUGACCGGAUGGGGCAGAAAAGAAGAAUAUGGUGAGGGUUACAGUCCCAGCGCGGAUUCUGCAAUGAUCCUGGCAAGCCCAGAGGCGCCGUCGCCACCAGGGCCCCCCGAGUCCCCGCGGAUGCCAAUAUCCACUGCGGCUAUAGCACCUCUAACACUCACAGUGAAGUCCAGCCAGACCACUGUAUUUGUGAGCUGACCAGGAUGCGGCCAGAGGUCUAUGAGGAUAGCCGGUGGAAUGCCCGCGGCAGAGCGUAAGUGGCCCUGGCAGGUGAGCCUGCGGAUCAAUGAUAGACACAUAUGUGGAGGCUCCCUCAUUGCCAGUCGGUGGGUGCUGACUGCCGCCCAUUGCAUAAUUAGCCACGAGGAAUAUACAGUGAGGCUGGGAGACAAACUGGGACAUUCUCAUUCCGAAACAAUGCUGGUGGUUCCGGUGGAAGACAUCAUUUGCCAUCGCUUUUACGAUGAUAGAACUUUGAGACAUGACGUUGCCCUCGUUCUGCUGGCCUUCUCUGUGAAUUACUCCUCGUACAUCCAGGCUGUGUGUCUCCCCGAAAGGUCUCUCCACGUGGAAAGUGGGACAAAGUGCUGGGUGACUGGCUGGGGCCAACUGGCAGGUGAGACUGGUUAUAAAGGAAACACUUCCAUACCAGUUUGUGGCAGACCCUGGUGGUCAGAGGACUUGGAUGUGACCCGCCAUUGGCCCUGGGAGGUGAGCCUCCGGCUGGAGAAUGAGCACGUAUGUGGAGGGGCCCUCAUUGAUCUCAACUGGGUGGUGACUGCUGCCCACUGCAUCCAAGGCACCAAAGAAUACUCAGUGAUUCUUGGCACCUCCAAGCUGAAGCCCUUGCAGGCUGCCUUGAUCCCUGUGAAGGACAUCGUCAUGCACCCCAAGUUCUGGGGCCGGACAUUCAUCAUGGGGGAUGUUGCCCUUCUCCAGCUUCACAGCCCUGCCACCUUCAGCAAGUACGUGCAGCCCAUCUGCCUCCCGGAGCCCAGCUACAACCUCAAGGUUGGGACGCAGUGCUGGGUGACUGGCUGGGGCCAGGUUAAACAGCGCUUCUCAGCGAACUCCACGCUGACCGCGGAGCUGCAGGAGGCUGAGGUGUUUAUCAUGGACAACAAGAAGUGUGACCAGAUUUACCGCAAGAAGUCCCCCAUCCCCCACCUCGUCCCCCUUGUCCUGGGGGACAUGAUCUGUGCCACCAAUUAUGGAGAAAACUUGUGCUCUGGGGAUUCUGGGGGCCCAUUGGCUUGUGAAGUCGAGGGCACAUGGAUUCUGGCUGGGGUGUUGUCCUGGGAAAAGGCCUGUGCCAAAGCAGAGAACCCAGGCGUGUACACUCGUGUCACCAAAUACAGCAAGUGGAUCAAGAAGCAAAUAAGCAGUGGGGCUCUCUCAGGCCCCCAGACCUCCGCCUGGUUCCUACUCCUGUUCUGGCUGCUGCAGCCCCAGCUGGAUCCCUGAUCUCCCCUCUCUCUUCUUCUUCCUGCUUUGCCUCUGCUGUAUGGGUCCAGAUCAAGGUUAGACCAAGGUCAUGUGCCUGUAUUCAACAAGAGUCAAGGUGGGGAAAGAGUGGCCCCUGGGAGAUAGGGCUCUGACACUGGCAUCCCAGUGGGGAGGGAUGUGGUGGAUGACUAGGCCUUGGGUGACCAGGAGAAGGGAAGGGUGGCCUAGAGGGGCUCUGGAGUUGGGGACCAGGAUAGCAGGGAUUAAAUUUGUACAAAUGUGAGCUGGCUCUGUUCUCUUUUGUGGGUGACCCUGGGGGGUUGAGGGUGGGUGGGAGGACAGGGCCUCCUGGAAUGAAUUCUGCCAGCAGGCUCCCCAGAGGGGAGGCUGACGGUUUUUACGAUAUCGCUAGUGCAGGGGCAUAGGAAAAGGGCCUGGGCCUGAGACCUCAGUUUCCUCAUCUGUAAAGUGGGCCCGCUGCAAGGGAGCAGCUGAAACAUGCCUCAUAGGCUGACUGUAGGAAGGACUUGCCUAAACUGCUCCAAAUUCAGCUUUCUUUCUUUUUUAAUGGCACUAAAACCUGCUUACAGAAGUAUUACGUGUUCAUCAUCUAUGUUUUUAUCUUUAAAAAUUUUUUAAAAAAAAUUAUAGGCAAUAUCUGAAUACAUUCUUGUGAUUUACUGAACAUAUUCAGAAAUACAUAUAAAGAUUCCGCCCCCCCCAACCACCUCCCACCACCAGUGCUGCUCCCUUCCCCAGGAGUAAUCUGUAGGCAUCCUUAAAUAAAAUGUCUUUAUGGUUUUUAAAAAUAAGUGGGAUUUUACAUGUCUUGUUAAUAAUCCACAUUUUAAAAAAAUUACACACGUUGACAAACUUUCUCCGUCAAUACCUAGAGCUAGUCAUCCUGUGACGUUACUGCACGUGUUCUGUGUGGCUGGGACAUAGGCUCUGUAACCUGGACCAGGUUUUAGGCUGUUUCGGACUCGUCAGCCUGGUGGCAGGGCUGCGUGCAUGUGGUGGG